CUACCAUCGCGCUCGCAGAACCCGCCUCCCAAGGGCUUCUUCAACCCCGCGCCAACAAAGGCAACGACGGCCGUCGAUGCUGGCGCUGAUGGAGCACGCGGCAAUGCGAGCAGCGUGGGACGACCCCGUCGAGAGUCCAUUGGUCAGAUGAGGAGAAAAGCCUCAGAUUCAGCAACUGCAGCAGCCUCCGCCGGAGGUAUCGGCCUCGCCUUUGCCAACAACAACAACGGUAGUCGAGGCCAGCCGAUCCCCGUUGGCAGAUCCGCCAUUCGAGGAUUCUCAACUAGUCCAAGGUCGGGUCCCACGUCCGAUGCUCCCUUCUCGACGUCUUUGGGAUCCGCCGCCGAGGCCAUCUCCUUACCAGCCUCGGUCCUUAAUAGCGGCGCAAAGUCGGGUCGCUCAACAGGUCACACGCAUUUUGGCCAAGAGUGCUUCGGCCCUGAGCCAGAUGAGCCCGCCAUCCCCAACCCUCCUGCCCAUCUGACCAAGAAUGGAUCAUUGCCAUCGUCAGCUCCUGACGGCAGCUCAGGGUCUCUGCCCAACUCGUCUGCGCUCCUUGCUGCAGCCGCAGCCGCUCGUAGAGGCUCGAUCGCAGAGUCAUCCAACGCCGGCGACGACGACGCCUCGUCCGUAUCUGGCGGCAAUGGUGGCGGCAGUGGGCGCAACGGCAAAGAACUUCCCAUUCACCGCUGUGAGAGCUGCAACAAGGUCUACCGCCACCCGAGCUGCCUCGUCAAGCACCGCUGGGAGCACACCGUCUACUGGAAAGAGGCGUCCAAGUUCCUCAUGUCCAAGCACCAGCAGGUUCAGCUCCUUGAAGCCGCCGCUAUCCUUGUCAACAUGGAUGGCGACUCUACCAGCCUGCCCGAUGAAAAGGCUCUCUGGCCCGCAGCUGUGUCCCCUGCCACUUCGGGGCUGCUCGGCUCAGACAAGGUCAACUUUGACAAGAUGAUGCAACGCAAGGUCGCACGACGAGGUCGAUCGUCUAGCUCCGCCACAAGUGACUACGACGCCGCCUCCACCGUAGGCGGCGCCCGCCCCUCGUCGCUCUCCCGCUCAUCGAGUGCCGGCAUGAGCCCGCUCAACAGCUUCAGCAAGCUUGGCCUCUCUGGCGGAACGCCGGGCUCACACUCGGCUCGUCCCGCACUUGGCACCUCCUACAGCAACUCCUUUACGCCCUACUCGUACGGCUCCCUCGGUGGGACUCACCGACUCAACUCGGACAUCCAGCACCUCGUUCUCGAUGAGUCUGAUGAGCGUACUACGACUACGUCGACCGACAACUCGGACGAUCGUACGGACAGUCGUGACCGCUCUGGCUCGGCCGAGACGACAGAGGACGAUGACGAGGACGACUCGCCGGGCGGGGAGGGCGCCAAGGAGAAGAAGAUGUGGGGCUUGCACGAGGACGCGGUCGCGGAGAUGGACAUGGAGGAAUGA
Molecule: messenger RNA, 1440 nt
Organism: Jaminaea rosea
Lineage: Eukaryota; Fungi; Basidiomycota; Exobasidiomycetes; Microstromatales
Exons: 1
Source: RefSeq, a predicted model, not a curated record